This is a messenger RNA of Prorocentrum cordatum, 535 nucleotides long. Lineage: Eukaryota; Dinophyceae; Prorocentrales; Prorocentraceae. The record is from the annotation of a GenBank genome assembly.
CGAGGCUUCCCUGGCGCUUCUGGAGGAGGCGCGUGAGCUCUCCGUCCACUGCUUCGACGAGGGCCUGGACGAGGUGGCCGCCUGCGAGGGCCUUUCGCUGGCUCUGCUGGUGGAGCGUGGCGCCGAGGGCAGCAGGAGCCUCCGCGGCUACCUGUGCCACAGGUACCACCCGCCGCCCCGCGCCGAGCUGCACGUCUCGCGCCUGGCCGUGCCGCGCCGGCACCGCGGCCGGGGCCACGCUGGCCUGCUGAUGCGGUGGGCCCUCGGCGGAGCCGCCAGGGUGCCGCCGGAGCAGCUCGGGUGGAUCACCGUGAGCUCCCUGGAGACGGCGGUCCCCUUCUACGCGCGCCUGGGCUUCGUCCCCGAGCCGGGGCCCAAGGUCGCGGCGGAGGGCAGCGACCCGCAGACCUGGAUGCGCCUGCCCAGCACCUCCGUGAUCCCGAGGGCGCCUGCCCCCGCCGCCGCCGCCGCGGCCGCCCCGGGCCCCCCGCCGCCGGAGGGGCAGCGCGUCGCUUCCGCGGCGGGCGCGGAGGCC